GUUCGAGCAGCUGUCGUAUUAAUUAAACAAAUGAACGUAGCUGCCGGGCUUAUCGAACAUCAAAGACGAGAAAUCGUGUGUAGGAUGAAUGGUAGUCCGCUGCUAAGCCGGCUACAGUAGUAAUCCAGUGCAACUGCGAGCGGUAUCGCGCGGAGAGACAUGUCACCGGUUGAAACACUCGUCCUUCUGGCGGUCGUUCUCUCAGCGUACGCGUAUCCGCAAAACACGCUGCUGAACGAUGUGGAAACAGUCAUCAAAUCUGUAUUCAGGCUUGCCCGUGAACCGGCUAUGUUCAAUUUAUACACCAGAGAAAAUCCAUUUGGUGAAGAACAAUUGUUUCUAAACAACACCGAGGUUCUUUAUGCAUCUCACUUUAACGAAAGUCGUCCAACGAAGUUCAUUAUUCACGGAUUUAGUGACACCGGAAACGAAGCUUGGGUACGAGGUUUGAUAGAUGCGUAUCUACUUCAUGAAGAUGUAAACGUGAUAGUCGUCGGAUGGGGUGCUUUGGCAGCUGAUGUUUAUCCGAUGGCAGCGAACAAUACGCGACGAGUGGGUGAAUUUCUCGGAGAUUUCCUGGAAUUUUUAAAUCGCGAAUCGAAUCUUGAAUACAAGGAUGUUCACAUUAGUGGUCACAGUUUGGGAUCACAUGUUGCAGGAUUUGCUGGAGCUUAUCUGGACGGGCGUAUCGGCAGAAUAACAGGUUUAGAUCCAGCCAGUCCAUUAUUCGAGACAUUUCCCGGGAUUGUUGACCCAGAGUUCAGAUUAGAUCCAACUGAUGCGCAAUUUGUGGAUGUAAUUCAUACAAGCGGACCUGCAUUUGGAUUUUUGGCUCCACUUGGCCAUGCUGAUUUUUAUCCUAACAACGGAAAAUUUCCACAGCCUGGUUGUUCGUUUUUACCGACAAGAACUUACUGCAGCCAUUCGCGAGCUCAUCAGUAUAUGACAGAGAGUAUAGGAAGUACAUCUGGUUUCAAGGCAAGAACUUGUGAAAGUUGGGAAAAAUACAAAGAGGGACAUUGCGAUUACAAUCCAAUUGUUCUAAUGGGAGAAUACGCAUCCACGUCAUUACGAGGAAAAUUUUAUUUAACUACAAACGAAGCUCCUCCGUUCGCAAUAAAAUAAACGACAAUGGAUACUAAAUUUGCAACCUCUCUGUGGUAAAUGAUCGUAUAUUUGCGACAUCGAAAUAAUCUGUACUAGUCAUUUACAAGUACUUUAUUUAUGCAGCGUGCGCAGUGUUAUUUGAAUUUUAUUGUUUUUUUUUUUUUUUUUUUUUUUUUUGUU
Apis mellifera (honey bee) is the source of this 1287-nucleotide messenger RNA. Its product is annotated as pancreatic triacylglycerol lipase. Lineage: Eukaryota; Metazoa; Arthropoda; Insecta; Hymenoptera; Apidae. Gene Ontology annotation, molecular function: lipase activity. The coding region runs from base 160 to 1125 and encodes 321 amino acids. The record is from RefSeq and is a predicted model, not a curated record. The transcript has 7 exons. Gene Ontology annotation, biological process: lipid metabolic process.